GACAUGGCGCCCCCCAUAUGUCUUUCAGUUCGAUGAAGAACUGCUCAUACUACAAACCGCACCUACGGUGGUAUUAUCCACGGGCACGCCGCGCUGCCAUGCACCAGAGAUAUUUCGCAGUGUCCAGGCAUCAAUAAAGCCGUAAUGGCAUAUUUCCUAAUCCAGUAGAGUUAACCGCAAUAGCUUUCAAACGCCGAUUGGCAAAACCUAUUCAGCAAGACAAAAUCCGCAUCAUCCCUUUCCUCCCUGUUCUCAAUCAUUUCUACCUUCUAAAUUUCACAGAGAUGGCACUUCUUCAAAACGCCUUCACCUAUAUCGGUAUCGGAGUAGUCGCGUACUACGCGUCCCUUCUGCUUACGCUCGCGUACGACGUGUUUGUGCGUUCCGGCGUCAAGCUGGAAAAGUUUGGGGCCGGCAAGGGCUUCUGGGCGGUGGUCACCGGCUGCACUGACGGACUCGGCCGCGAGGCGGCUCUGGAGCUGGCGCGCAAAAAGUUCAACGUGGUUCUGAUUUCGCGCUCGCAGGACAAGCUCGACGCGAUGGCAGCUGAGAUCAGAGCGCUGGGCGUGGAGGCCAAGGUUCUGGCGGUCGACUACUCGAGGGUUGAUGACAGCAAGUGGGCAGAGAUCCGCUCGCUCCUGGAUUCGGUGCGCGUUGGUGUGCUGGUGAACAACGUGGGGAUCAGCUACGAUUUCCCGAUGUACACUGAGGACGUGAGCGAGGAGCGCGUCAACGAGCUGGUGGAGCUGAACGUGCGUGCGAUGAUCAAGAUGACCCGCUUUGUGCUGCCGCAAAUGAAGGAGCGCAAGAGCGGCCUGAUUCUGAACGCAGGCUCGUUUGCGGCCCUGCUGCCGUCGCCGUUCCUGUCAAUCUACUCGGGCACCAAGGGCUUUGUCAAGUACUUCAGCCAGUCGCUGGCGUCGGAGGUGGAGAAGCAGGGCAUUGUGGUUGAGCACCUGCAGACGUACUUUGUGUGCUCGCGCAUGUCGCGUACGCGCAAGCCGACGUUCCUGAUCCCGCUGCCCAAGCCGUACAUCCGCAAUGUGCUGAGCAAGAUCGGCGUGCAGGGCGGCUCGUCUGAGCCGUACACGUCGAUUCCGUUCCUGUCGCACGCGCUGCUGGGCUUUGUUGGUGAGCGCGUGGUGUCGAAGCAGAUGGCGGUGAACUACAACUACAGCCUGCUGAGCGGGCUGCGCAAGCGUGCGCUGAAGAAGCUCGAAAAGGAGCAAAAGGCGCAGUAGGCAUUUUCGUACCGUCGUA
This is a messenger RNA of Linderina pennispora, 1260 nucleotides long. Its product is annotated as NAD(P)-binding protein. The coding region runs from base 285 to 1241 and encodes 318 amino acids. Gene Ontology annotation, biological process: fatty acid elongation. The record is from RefSeq and is a predicted model, not a curated record. NCBI's taxonomy places the organism in Eukaryota, Fungi, Kickxellomycota, Kickxellomycetes, Kickxellales, Kickxellaceae. Gene Ontology annotation, cellular component: endoplasmic reticulum. Gene Ontology annotation, molecular function: oxidoreductase activity. The transcript has a single exon.